GGCUAGUAAAAUCUAUAUAAGACACAUAUUGUUCUCCAAUUCUAUGGAGACAGUUAAAAGCAAUCGACUAGAGAAAAUGAAACAUUUUUUAUUUGCUGUGGCCCUUCUCGCAGCAUCCGUUAAGGCCUCCGGCGAUAUCAACAUAUGUCAGGGAGCAGUCGAUAAUCUCUUUUUGCCGGUGCUAAACGACUGCAUGUCCUAUUAUGUGUGCAUGGAUGAAACACCUAUUAAGAGAGUUUGCAAAGCAGGUUAUCUAUUCGAUGCCAAAACACAAUCCUGCACAGAUCCCGAUAAAGCUCAAUGCAUAAAGAAUUGUACCUCUGCAUUGUCCUCGUUCUGUUAUGAUCGCACUUGCACCAAGUAUGUUUUGUGUUACUCCGGCACUCCCGUAGUGCGCGAGUGUUGUGAUGGUCUGCAAUACAAUGCUGAAACUGAUCGUUGUGAUUUUCCACAAUAUGUCGAUUGUGUGGAUGAUAUGUGUACGAUAUUCAAUGAUCCCAAGAACAUAACAUUCCUAAGUAGCAAAGCGGCCUGUGAUAGGUAUUAUGUCUGUAUGGAUGGCAUGGCUUUUAGCAGGAAUUGUACCAGUGGUUUGCAAUUUAAUCCGGAAUGUAAUUGUUGUGACUUUAAGUCGAAAGUUAAUUGCACGAUUUCAGCCUUGCAACGUAAUAUUUUACCUCUUUCGAAGGCUCCCCCAAAAGCGGCCGAUAUUAAAUGUCCCCAGGAAGGCGUGCAUUUUUAUCCCCAUGCCAACGAGGUUAAAUACUAUUUCUGUAUGAAGGGUCGUGGUGUUGUUAUGGACUGUACUCCCGGUUUGGUAUUUGAUCCCAAAAGGAAAGCAUGUCGUGAAAAGAAAAAUAUUUUAUAAAAUUAAUAAAUCACAGAGAAUUUUUAAUUGAGA
Molecule: messenger RNA, 901 nt
Organism: Calliphora vicina (urban bluebottle blowfly)
Lineage: Eukaryota; Metazoa; Arthropoda; Insecta; Diptera; Calliphoridae
Product: protein obstructor-E
Exons: 3
Coding region: 44-868 (274 amino acids)
Cellular component (GO): extracellular region
Molecular function (GO): chitin binding
Source: RefSeq, a predicted model, not a curated record